Telopea speciosissima is the source of this 378-nucleotide messenger RNA. RefSeq names its product abscisic stress-ripening protein 3-like. The record is from RefSeq and is a predicted model, not a curated record. The coding region runs from base 34 to 369 and encodes 111 amino acids. Lineage: Eukaryota; Viridiplantae; Streptophyta; Magnoliopsida; Proteales; Proteaceae. The transcript has 2 exons.
CUAAUCACCUGCUUUCUCUCUCCCCUCACCGCCAUGUCUGAGAAGAAGCACCACCACUUUCACCACCACAAGGAGGAAAAUCCCACAAAAGAAAUGACGAAGAAAGAGUACGAGAAACAAGUGAAACAUCACGAGCACUUAGAGCACCUCGGCAAGGCAGGUGCUGUAGCCGCUGGUACUUUUGCUCUGCAUGAGAAACGUAUGGCAAAGAAAGACCCAAAGCAUGCUCAGAGCCACAGAAUCAAAGAGGAGAUUGCAGCAACAAUUGCAGUGGGCAGUGUUGGAUUUGCUAUCCAUGAACGCCAUCAGAAGAAAGAAGCUAAAAAACAAAAAGAAUCAGCUUACGGGAAGAAACACCAUCUGUUCUGAAACUCAUUU